Messenger RNA from Caenorhabditis bovis, 2553 nucleotides. Lineage: Eukaryota; Metazoa; Nematoda; Chromadorea; Rhabditida; Rhabditidae. The record is from the annotation of a GenBank genome assembly.
AUGUCGAACUAUGGCUUUCUCGGUGCCCCACUCAAAUCUACGAAUGAUGUCGAUUUGGUGAAACCGCUCACCACUUACAUCGAUACAGUAUACAACACUUCUGACGAUAAUCGUGCCGAGAUCACCGAAGCUGUCCAAGAAUUGAACAAAUUGCGUUCGAGAGCAUGCUGCCAACCAUUGGAUAAACAUCAAUCAGCACUCGAUAUUAUUACUAGAUAUUAUGAUCAACUUGUGGCAAUUGAAAACAAAAUCAUCAUUUCUGCUACUCAAAGUCCAGUUGUGUUCAAAUGGAAAGAUGCUUUUGAUAAGGGAGGGCUGUUCUCAAGCAGGGCAUCUUUAUCGUUGUCGGAUAGUUCAUUUGAACGCGCUGCUGUUCUUUUCAACUGCGGAUCUCUAAUGUCUCAGAUCGCCGGUUCUCAAAUGUUCCACACUGACGACGAGAUAAAAACCGCCGCCAAACUGUUUCAACAGUCGGCUGGAGUUUUCUGGAAACUGAAGGAAACUGUACUCGGAAUGGUGCAACAAGAGCCCACACCGGAUUUGAUGCCUGACACUCUUGCAGCAUUGUCUGCAAUUAUGGUGGCUCAGGCACAGGAAGCGAUUUACAUUAAAGGAUUCAAAGAUAAGAUGAAACCCGCGUCAAUGGUGAAAAUCUCGGCGCAACUUGCCGAUUUCUACGUUGAAGCUCAGAAAUUGAUGAACAAGGAUAUUGUCCGCGGACUUUGGGAGAAAGACUGGGUGAACACAAUCAAUGGAAAAUUGCUCGCCUAUCAAGCGUUGUCGCAAUACCAUCAGGCUGAAGUGAAUGCGGAAGAACGUCAAAUUGGCGAACAACUCUCGCGACUAGCCGAAGCUCUAAAAUUGUCUGAGACGGCCACCAAAUAUCUCACUGGACACGCUUCGGCUAUCAUUGAAAUGUUCCCCGCGAUCGGCAAGGCGCAUCAAUUGGCGAAAAAAGACAACGACUUCAUUUAUCAUGAAAGGGUGGCCGAUUUCCGUUCUUUGCCUUCGUUGCCGCGUGCGCCACUUGCAAAGCCAACACCCGUUGUUCAUCCAUUAUCUCCGAGAUUCAAAGACAUGUUCUCAUCUCUUGUUCCGGUGCAAGUUCACAACGCCAUGCAAUCCUACGAGGCACGCAAAGCUGAAUUGAUCAACAUGGAGACUGUCCGACUUCGUGAAGCUACUCAAUUAAUGAAUGGCGUUCUCGCCUCACUCAAUUUGCCAGCUGCUUUAGAUGACGUUACUUCAACAGAAACCCUUCCGGAAUCGAUUAAACUGAAAUCGGCGAAGCUGAAACAAAAUGGAGGAGCUGCUGAGAUUUUGCGAUUGUUCUCUGAUCUGCCGAAUCUUUAUCAGAGGAAUGAGGAGAUUUUAAAUGAAACGAGUAGAGUAUUAAAUGAUGAAAAAGAAAGCGAUGAUACAAUGCGCAAGCAGCUUUCGACGAAAUGGACGAGAAUGUCCAGCGAGCAAUUGACCGGACCUCUUAUUCAGGAAAUUGGAAAAUAUCGCGGAAUAUUGAACACCGCGUCGAAUGCGGAUAAAAUGGUCCGUGACAAGUUUGAGACUCAUCGACAAGGAAUUGAACUACUUUCGAAGGCUGAGUCGGAGCUCCGCGCCGCGAUUCCUGGCCAAACUGCUCAUGCCACUGGUGAAACCGAAUCAGUGCGAAAAUUGAGAGAAUUGAUGGCAAGAUGGAAUGAAAUGGUUGUGGAAAGGGAAGAACUCGAGAAGGAGAUCAAAUCGACCAAUUGCGAUAUCAGCAACGAUUUUCUGAAAGCGAUGGCUGAAAGUCAGCUUAUUAAUGAGGAGCAGAUAUCGAAGGAGAAGAUUAAUGAAUUGUUCGGAGGAUUGAAGGCGAGAGUGCAACAAUCGGUCACCGAACAAGAGAAUUUAAUGAAAGAAAUUCAGACUUAUAAUAAUAAAUUUACAAGCGAGAAGACCGGAUCAGUAUCGGGAGCCGAACGUGAGAGGAUUUUGAAGAUGCUCGCGCAAGCUGCCGAUGCUUAUACUGAGCUCAAAGCGAAUCUCGAGGAAGGCACAAAGUUUUACAACGAUCUCACUCCAAUUCUUGUCCGAUUGCAACAGAAGGUCAGCGAUUUUGCGUUUGCGCGACAAACUGAGAAGGAAGAUCUCAUGAAGCAAUUGCAAAUUAGCAUUGUGGCAGGCACCGCUGCGAAGGCUGUUACCGAAGGAAUUUCGACACUUGUCUCAUCGUGGGCUACCAAUUCCCCUUCAUCGGGAGGAGGAUCAUCUGGCUCUUCUGCUCCUCCGCGUCCACCACCGCCACGUCCAGCUGCUCCGCCGCAGUCCCACAGUGUCGAGCCGCCAAUUGCGCCACCGAGAACUCAGCAAUCCCUACAAGGUCAACCGCAGCCGAUGAUGUAUCAGCCGGCGUAUCAGCCGACGAUCGCUGCCCCGUACCCAACAUUCCCUGGUGCGUUCCCAUCGUAUCAGCAACAACAGCAACAGCCGUGGCCGCAGCAACAGCAGCAACAGCAGUUCCCGCCGAAUCCUUCAUUCGGAGGAUCGCAAUCUAAUAACCCAUUCCAGUAA